UGGAGAAUCCAUUUUUAGAACGAUUCCGUUUGUUUUCUAAGUAGGAGGUACUAGGCCCUCCCAAAACCCAUUUCUUUGUUUGUUAGUUGAAUACGAGAACAGAGUCCACGCAGUUACCCACUGGAUUGUCAAUUUUAAAUUUAGUCUGAAGCCGCGUCCGUCAUUUGAAAGAUAUCUGGCAGAAUCUGAGCACUGAAUAUUUGUACAUAUUUAGUUCAACUGGAGUACCAAAUCUUAAUGAUGCCAAUCGGCUCUCAUCCUAAUUUGAUUAAAUCGGAUACCACCACCAUUGGAAUAGAUUGGAAUAUUGGAUCUUCAAUGGUACAUAUGGUCAAUGGAUUCCAAACAAUAGACAAAUUCGAUGUACAAAAGACUGCUUAAGGUAUGUUCAUACCAGAUACUUUAAGAAGCUGUAUGAUCGAGACGGACGUUUCUUCUUAUUUGCAAACAUCGUCGACAGGACAGGAUGAAUUUCACCCCUUUAUUGAGGCGCUUUUACCGUACGUCAAAUCAUUUUCAUACUCUUGGUUUAACUUACAAGCCGCCAAACGAAAAUAUUAUAAAAAACACGAAAAACGAAUGUCUUUAGAAGAGGAAAGACAUUGUAAGGACGAACUACAGAAUGAGAAAACGGAGGUCAAACAAAAAUGGGCUUCCCGCCUUCUUGGGAAACUUAGAAAAGAUAUAACACAAGAAAGUCGGGAGGAUUUUGUGCAAUCAAUAAUAGGCAAACGUAAAUCUAUUUGUGUUCUAUCAAAUCCUGAUCAAAAAGGCAAAAUGCGACGCAUAGACUGUUUACGACAAGCUGAUAAAGUAUGGCGACUUGACUUGGUCAUGGUCAUUCUUUUUAAAGCAAUUCCCCUAGAAAGCACAGACGGAGAGCGGUUAGAAAAAAACCCAGAAUGCUUGCAUCCAGGACUUUGUGUCAAUCCGUAUCACAUCAAUGUCUCUGUCAGAGAGUUGGAUUUGUAUUUGGCUAACUUUAUAAAUACUCACAAUUCGGUCAAUCCAGCAUUGUCAACAGCACAAGCAGUGGAUUCAAGGUCUUCAAGCUUGACAUUAUACACACGCAAUAAUAAUCCUUUGGAGAGAAAAGAAGAUGGCGUUGAUAUAAAAAAUGAAGGCGUGAGACACAAUCCUUAUAAUGGAGUUGUUUGUAAUGAUAUUAUUUUAGCGACUGGAGUAUUCUCAUCGCAGGAACUCUGGACAUUGUCGAAAGAUUCAAUAUUGGAUGAAGCCAGUGACAAUAACCUACACUCAAGCCUUAUUAAGAGGGAAAACGUGGGGGCUAUCUAUGAUUGCAACACAUAUCAAAUGAAUUCCGAAUCUUCAAUGCCUGGCUCCCAGAGUUUAGUCCAAGCUGCGGCAAUUGUAGCGAAUCCAAUUCCUGGGGGUUAUAGUAUUGACUUUGUAGAUCAGAGGACUAUGCAUUUAUCACAAAGUCCGUUACUAAACACAGAAGCGACCAAUGGCGGGUCUACUGAUGCCGGUAAAGUCGAUCAAAGCAACUCGCCUCCGAUUGUUUCUCGGCCGAGUCCUGCAGCUGAAAACUGCACCAGUAGCUUUUCCGUAAUCCUUCGAGCAACAGAAAGUAAUAUCUCAAAUGGAGAGUCAACAGCCAAUUCGGACUCAGCCACCCCUUUACACCGCUACACGUCGCUUAACAGUAGACCAACACCUCAAUUUCGCUCUCCAGAAGGUAUUUCCCACCCGAAUUGCUCCUCACUGCAUUCGACUUCUAUUAGCCCGGUUAAUACGCUGUAUUACCCGCAGCAUAGCAACAUAAGGCCUUCUACAAUAGUUGACGAAGACCAAUGUCACCGUGCUGUUGCUGACAAAUAUUCUACGGAAUCCCAUGACAUUUCUGACUUUGUCACAUACGUUUGUCAAGAUGCUGGUCACUCAACAACAAUAUCAACAGGAACUAUUGAUCAUGCGUUUCAACAUGCACAUCCACAUACGCACGUUUCUCAUAGCCAUCCCCCCCAUUUUCAAAUUCACCAGCAACUGAGGAAUUCGAAAUUGGCUACUUCGCCAUCGACUCAUUAUCAUAGCACAAUGCUACCGCCGAUGUUGCCACCGAUGGCACGACCAGUAGCAAUUAUACGAACUAGUGGAGACUUGGCAAUGGUUCACUCACCUCCUUCACCCCCGGUUUCGACAAACCAUUCUCCGAAUGUUACUAAUAAUACCCUUUGCGUCACAAAAAAUGGUUUGGAGCCAGAAAAUAGUAGAAAUACAAAUAAUAUAGAGGGCAACAACAGUCCAAUUAAUACAGAUACAAGUUCACAUAGCGUUAACUGCACUACUCUUGUGACAUCUACUUCACCCCAACCUCAACCCCAGGCACCGUUAUCAACAAGUCCACACGCCUAUCUUGAAAAUGGACGAUGUAAACUUUCACCAGUAGCUUCCAACUCUUUAAGUCGUAUUACCACGCAAAUGUAUCCAUCAUCCAAUGGAAGGGAAUAUUUUAACCACUUUCAUUCGCAAUCAACAUCGCUGCUGGGAUACGCCGGUUCUAUUUCCACAAUGUCUGGUGUAAUAAGUCCGACAAACUUGAGCCUAUACUCUGCUCCAACUAUGGCUGUAGCUCGUUCUAGUGCUAGGACUCGAUGGAACGACGACGAGCUAAACUUAAUUCCACACUCUGUAUCUAGUACAAAUAUAGAAAAUACACAAGUUAUAUUAAUGGAAGAUUCUUCAAAUCGUUAUAUCGAUGAAUACUCAGCUAACUCAAAUCGUGACUAUGUGUCAUGAUCUAACGCCAAAAUCUCAUAAAUUGGACGCACACUCGUAAGGCUUGGGCAUGCCAAAAUAUAUAUUUAUUAAAUACAAACAUACAAAGACACACAAACAAAAAAUAAAUAUUUAAACUAAUCGAUGAACCAAAAAAUGAAAUAUUGAUACGUCGAUUUAUCACUGGAGGAAGUGAUAAUAUUUUGCCGGCAACCCAAUUAACUAAGUAAAAUUGUAUUAUUAUUAACGGUGCUUCGAUAAUGAAUAACUGAAUACUGAAAUUUAAUCUUUUUACUGAGAGGUGUGCCUAUGUUAUUUGAUUUUAAUUUAUCUUACGAUCAGAUAUGACCCUAUUUUUAUUCAAAAAUGUAUAUUGACUAUCAUUUUCGCUUCUUAUUUUUAUAUUCUAAGAAACGAUAACAAUCGAUAUGUUAUAAAGUUAUAUAUUUGAAAUUAUUUUUCUUAUCUCAGUCCUUUAUGAAAAAUACAUCUUAUGACAAUAUAAGAUCUAGUGACAGCAACAAUAACACGGUAAUUUACAAAUGUGUAAUAUCGUUAAUUACAUGACUAGUCAAAAAUAAAAUGUACAAAAGGUACAUGGAAAAAAAAAUAAUUUCAAUAGAUGGUAGUGCAUGUGCCCACUUAUUUUCUUGUUAGUGCUAAACAAAUUCUCUUUAAUAUGAUUUAAAUUUAUGGUUACAGUGCCCACUGGCCCAAGAAAGCUGAUGUACCCCUCCAGCUACCUAACAAUCUUAACCAAAACUGUGGUUUAAAUGUAUGUACAAUAUGUAUGCAUGUAAUAUUCAAUAUAUUUUCACUCAAAAUGGUCUAUUUGGGUGAAAGUCGAUUGACAAAACAGAGCCUACUUAGUAUUAAAUAAUAACGUCUCGUGGCUUACCAAACAGAAAAGCGUGCAUGUGUUUAUGUGAAUUCACGAAAACAUGUGUACAUACAUACAUAUAUUCAUACAUACAUAUGUAUGUACAUUUACAAUAGUCAGUCCUAGAAAGUAGACAAUAUAUUAUUAAUGUAAUAGCGAAAAAUGGCGUAAUGAAGGAUUUUUACACAGAUAUAUGUACAUAGCUGCAUAUGUUACGUAUAAAUCGGAGAUAGGCGAGGCGUAGCAAAGAAUAACGGAUAACAUUUUUUAUAUGCCUUGUUAUUGUGUACAUUGUAUUACCUCUUUUAAAAAAGUAAUAUUAAUAUUAUUUUAUUAUUUAUUCAUAUGCUUACAUACAUACACAUGUAUCUAAAAUACUAAGAAAAUAUGAAACUGGAAAGACGUAUACAAACUAAUGGAUUACAUUUUAAAACUUUAGUACAAUAAUAGUUGUAAGUUGACGGCAAAGGGCAUGUGAAAAAAACGAAACAAUAUUUAUAGUACGUUUAAUAAUUGGCUGUGAAUACUAUCUUAUGCUAAAGCUGUUUGUAAUUUAGGAUAAGAAGCAAGUGCUAAUUAUUACCACGUAUUCGAUAUUAUUAUAAUAUAUAUACAUGUAUAUACACAUGUUUAAUUCAAAUAGACUGUACGCAAAAGAGACUUUUGCUAAGAGUUAAGAGUAUAUUUUGUUAAAAUAAACAACAUUCUUAUA
Molecule: messenger RNA, 4331 nt
Organism: Drosophila pseudoobscura
Lineage: Eukaryota; Metazoa; Arthropoda; Insecta; Diptera; Drosophilidae
Gene: NfI
Product: Nuclear factor I
Exons: 11
Coding region: 385-2760 (791 amino acids)
Biological process (GO): regulation of transcription by RNA polymerase II
Cellular component (GO): nucleus
Molecular function (GO): DNA-binding transcription factor activity, RNA polymerase II-specific; RNA polymerase II cis-regulatory region sequence-specific DNA binding
Source: RefSeq, a predicted model, not a curated record